GAACGCUGCUGCUGUAUGCUUACCAGAGCUACUAAGAUUUGAAAUAUCAGAAUGAAUCAACUGGUUAACUUUGAAUGAACUAAGGGAAUUUUCUCAAACGUUGCCUGAAUUUUUACUACUAAAUUAAUCCUAGAAUGAAGGCUGAUAUUCAAUGGAGCAAUAGGUUUACAUUAAUUACUCUUUUAUGUUCAGUCUAUUUUGGGUUGAUUCUUGGUUAUAAACCAGUUAUAAUUGUACAUGGUGUCAUGACAGGAAAUGAAACCAUGUUACCAAUGGCACAAAGAAUUCAAGAGCUUCAUCCGGGUACCAAAGUAUUUGUGACUGACAGGUUUGGUGGAUGGUCAAGUUUGAGACCCAUGUGGCAUCAAGUGAUGGAAAUUGGUUCAGAUAUUCUCCAGUUUAUGGCUUUUCAUCCAAGUGGUGUACAUUUGAUAGGAUAUUCUCAAGGGGGUUUGCUUUCCAGAGCAAUUUUAGAAUAUUAUCCUGACCAUAAUGUUAACACUUUUAUUUCAUUAAGUGCUCCCCAAUGUGGCCAAUAUGGUACAAAGUUUCUUCAUAUUUUCUUUCCUACAUUGGCUUGUGAAACAGCAUAUGAGCUCUUUUAUUCAUCUAUUGGGCAGCAUACGUCAGUUGGGAAUUACUGGAAUGACCCAUACCAUCAAAAACUUUUUUUUGAAUACAGUGCUUUUCUUCCUUAUGUCAACAACUUGGUUCUAUCAGAAAAUAGCAAGUUAUUUAAGAAAGGAUUUACAAAAAUUAAAAAACUAGUUUUGAUUGGUGGACCUGAUGAUAGUGUUAUCACACCAUGGCAAUCAAGUCAGUUUGGUUGUUUUGAUAGCAAUGGAUCUGUCAUUGAGAUGAGGGAUCAGCUAUUUUAUAAAAAUGAUUCAUUUGGACUUUUAACAAUGGACUCACAAAAAAAAAUUGACAUUGUCACAUUAAGUGGCUUAGAUCAUUCAGACUGGCAUACAAACAUGUCUGUUUUAGAUAAUUAUAUUAUUCCAUAUUUAGAUUAAGUUGGAAUCUAUAAUAUAACCAAUAAAGUAAAGAAUAUAUAUUUCUUACAAUUAUAUCAAUAUUAUACUGUUCAAUUUUAUAAUUCAUGUUCAAUUUAAUAAAUAAUUUUUGUAAAUAUAAUAAUUUAUUAUUACAGUG
Molecule: messenger RNA, 1155 nt
Organism: Nezara viridula (southern green stink bug)
Lineage: Eukaryota; Metazoa; Arthropoda; Insecta; Hemiptera; Pentatomidae
Source: the annotation of a GenBank genome assembly